GUCUCCGCAGCCUACUUCCCCUUCGUUCAUGGAAACAGAUUAGCAAUAGAAAAGGCUAAAGAAAUCAAUGUUAUCUCAAAUUCAUCGUUGAUUGCGACUUUUGGCAAGGAGCUGAGUGGCCUUCGAAGACCUUGGCCAACAUGCUGCCCGAGCCGGAGUUGCUUGGUCAUUUUUUCCACCAGAUUUUCCAGUCAGCGCAAAACAAAAGGAAAACCGACUGGAAAAAGACUACGAAGGGGAAGCCAAAGGAGAAGCGUAAAAAAGGUGAUGUUGCCUCUGAGGUCGUGGUGCCUGCUCCGCCGGACGUGCAACUGCCUGGAAACCCAUCGUCCUUAGCAGUUUUCGCCAGUGUUCGGCUGUCAGUGUUGGAAAGGUGGCGCAGACAAACGAGCCAAAUUCUUUUGAGCAAUCUUCUGGGAGAUGAUGGAGGCGCAGACAGUGACGAUGAUCUCACAGACAAGGACCCAGAGAGUGCUCUCAGGGUGCCCAAGCUCGUUGGAUUUGGACUCUGCACAGUCUUUGAACUUCUGCGCGAGAGUCGGCAGUUGCACCCAACUCUGUGCACAAAAGCCCUCAGAGCUCUGUUGGACAUUCUGCAGGGACAGCAUCCAGAAGGGCUCAAAUACGAACCCAGCACUGUUGUUGACCCACUGUUUGAUCUCCUGCUUGAUCUGGCAACUUCUCACGGUCCAGACGCAUCCCAGGAGGAAAACACCCACCUCUCUGCAGUGGCCUGCAGUUGUCUAUUGGCCCUGGUUGUGGCCAGAGGCGACACAGGAAAGCUUCUCUCGGCCACCUCGGCUCUGUUGAUGAGCCCAAAGAGCCUCGUUGUGCAAAGCAUCGACAUGCCAGAGAUUUUGGCAGCUCUGCAGCGAAGUGUCCACAAUGUGCUUUUAGGGAAGCAGCCCAGACCAGACUGGAUAAGCCACGGCAUUCCGAGGACAAUGCUUAUUGACUCAUUGAAAUUGAAAUUAAUGUCGGGUUGUGAAUAUGAAGCGUACACAACUGGGAACCACUCUCUGACUAGUGAUGGCUACUUUUUGUACCUGUUCCGGCAUGGAUCGCUCUACAAACUGGGAUCUGGCUACGGUGGAACCACAAAGGGAGCUGUGAUCAUGAAGAAAGAAGACUUUUCGCACUAUCAACAGGGCUGGCUCGGACAUGCCAAUGGGAAGUUGUACUUCAAGCCGAUUGGAGUGCGACUCAGCUCGCAAAAGCUGUACCUGAUUGACUCUGAAACCCUGGUCCUUUCUAGGCCCCUGGAUUUGGCUGACUACACAGCGUGGGGACCAGGAGCGUUGUUUUCCGACGGCGAGUCUUUAUUCGCAAUUUCAUCCUCUAACGACGAUGGAUUUGCCAUAAGAAGCCUGACUGGGAACGCGCCAAUGGAAAUGCUAGCAUUGAAGCUGGCAAGGAAAUGCAUGGAAGCCUGGGGAAACGUGGGAGGCGAAGAUGGUGGACUAUUAAACACCGAAUCCAGUGUCUUGGUCAAGACCAACACUGAGGAAGAUCCCGUUUUCAUUGCAGCCGGAAAAGAUUUCGGUCUCGCUAGAACUACGUCCGGAAAGGUGUUAUUCAGUGGCAAGGGAAGCAGUUUAGGCCUUAAGCAGAGUGGUGGUGUGAUUUCAAGUCCAAGUAAAUGGAGCAAGUGGAGUGAACUGCCGGUUACUAAGUCUCCAAAAUUGAACCACCUCGCUGUGGGACAUGAAGGCUUGCAUGCCGUGCUAGUCGCUGAAGACGGAUCUGUGUUUUUUGUUGGCACUGCAAGAAGGGGUGAAGAUGGAGAUCAAGCCAAAGCGCGGAGGCAGCCUAAACCUGUGAAGCCUAAAAAGAUGGUAAAAGUUGAGGGCCAGUUUAUCGUUCAUGCAGCUUGCAACAACGGAACAACCGCUCUCGUCAAUCGGGAUGGCGAACUGCUUAUGUUUGGCAAAGAUACAGCACACUGCGACCCUUCAACAGGCCUUGUGAGUGGGCUGAAGGAGCAGGAAGUGCAAAAAGUGGCUCUGGGUAAAGCCCACGCUGUAGCACUGACCAGCAAAGGACACGUUUACACCUUCGGCAUCAACAACAAAGGCCAGUGCGGACGCGAAUUCGCUGUCCAAGUCAGAGAAACUCCUGCUGUAGUUGCCAUGGAAACUGCUGCUGAAGAGUGCGAGGAGGAUGGCGAGGCAGAGUGGGACGAGGAGCAAGCUGAAGGUAUGUGCGCCAGGGGCAGGCACAAGUGGCACCACGACAAGUGCAUGAUAUGCACCAUCUGCAGAGAGUGCACCGGUUACAGCAUCAGCUGCCUCAGCAGCAUGCGGCCUGAUAGAAAUCCUGGACAGGCUUGCGGCUGUGGUGCUGGUGAUUCUGGUUGUGCGAUUUGCGGUUGCUGUAGAAUUUGCGCGCGUGAGAGCGUCGACAACUCAGAUGUGGCCAUUUUGGGACCUAACGGCGCCGGCGACCUUGGAGGCAUGGUGCGGCUAGACGUAAUUUUCGGCGGUCCAGGCCGGCACUCGGCCCGAUUCCAGGAUCACCUGCAACGCAGAUUGGACGAGCGUAAACAAAGAUUGCAGAGAGGCGGCAAGGUCUACGUAGGCAGAAAGGUGUCCGCACGGAACGCAGCCAAACUAGCGGCUGCAAACUCGAAAGGCCGGCAGGCCAAAGGGGAAGGUCAGGCCCUGGCCGCUGGACUGGUUGCCUCUUUGAUGGCUGGUGAGGAAGCAGUCGGAAGUGAUAUGGAGAGGGAUGCGAGUAGAGUCACCUCUCUCGCUCCAGCCAGAGUGAUCAUUCCGUCAGAUUCACCUGCUGUACAGAUCGCGUGCGGCUUACAUCAUACAGUUGUUCUUCUGCUCUCUGGAGAGGUGUACACGUUUGGCAGCAACGCUUGUGGUCAGUUAGGUGUUGGAGACAUGGCUCCAAGAGGAGGGCCAGUGUUGGUGCAAGUGCCUGGAAUCGUGACCCAAGUAGCUGCGGGCAGCAACCACACCGUCCUUAUCACCUCGGACGGUGAAGUGUUCACGGUGGGUAGCUUCCAGAAAGGACAACUUGGACGCUCAGCGCCUGACUUGGAAGACGGAGAGGGUGCUUGUUCUAGUUCCCACAGAAACGGCCAGUCCUCCAGAAGCAAUGGUGUCAACGAUGGAAUUUGGUAUGCUGUUCCUGCACCGAUUCCGCGUAUUGGACCUCAACACGGUCGCAGAGCAACCUGGGUUGGAGCCUCUGGUGACAUAACGUUUGUGAAGGUUGACGAAAGUCUGAUCAACGCAAGCAGUCUCACUAACUCCACUGUCGUUGCAAACAAGACUUGCAUCGUCAUUCUGCCUACGGACUGCGGCACCUCGAGCUCAUUUAAAAGUCUAGUCAUUAACAAACUGGAUGGAAAUUGCUCAAGUUUUUCCUCGUCUCAACAAAUGGACUUCAGCAAACACGCUAUUUGUCUUGAUCCUCUGUACAAUGUGAUGUGGGGGCUUAACUGUCAGACUGGAGAGCUUUUCUGCUUAAAUCCGAUCGCAGCUAACAUUAGCCCUCUACCUCCACUACUGACUCCAGAGUUAGCUCUUCCAGUCAUCUCAAAUUGCUUUGUGACCAGAACUCAGGCUGCUUUGCAUCUUCUUGGUUGCAUUGAUACCUUGACUGGAACCCAGGAUCUCACCAGCCAUGCCAUCAGCGAAUGCAUCAAUGUCACUCCUGGCAAAUGCACAACCCUGGUUCGCUCGCUAACCUCUGCUGCAGCGCCACCGCGAUCAAAAGUUUACAGCUCAGAAGAUUUCUCUGCUGUGAACCGAUUUGAAAGCUAUGGCGGUGGCUGGGGCUACUCAGGCCAUUCGAUUGAAGCCAUCCGCUUCAUGUCUGACACUGACCUCCUAGUGGGUGGCUUCGGACUAUUUGGGGGCAGAGGCGAGUACACUGGCAAGAUCAAGUUGUACGACAUUGGUAUGGACGGAGGCGAGCAAGAAAUCGACGGCGAACUGCUGGCGGAAACCGAAGAACUGCCUUAUGAGUGUGCGCCAAGGCAGAAAUUCGCAAUGUUGUUUGACGAGCCUGUGGCCAUCCAACAGUACCGUUGGUACGUCGCAUGGGCAAGAAUCGGUGGGCCUUCAAGCGACUGUGGCUCAAGUGGUCAAGGAACUGUCAGCACUGAGGAUCAGGUUGUCUUCUGCUUUAAGUCCUCUCGCAGAGCCAACAAUGGCACUGACGUCAACGGCGGCCAAAUCCCGCAAAUUCUGUACAGAGUGGUGGUACCCGAGAGCCAGCAGCCGUCAUGCAAGCUGGACCUGUUGGAGCCAGUUUAUCAGCUGAGCAAAAGCUUCUCGCGGUCCGUCAGUAGAGAGUGCUUCCACGCACUGCUUGCACUGCUGCAAUGGGCUUGGACAACUUUCAAGGUUGGCUUGCUGGCAUCGCAGGCCAAUAUUGCAGAACUUGAGAACUUAGUGUUUGUCUGCCGUGCCUGCCUUCGAUUGCUCCGCAUGUACACAAAUGAGAUCUAUCCCAAUGAGCCCAAGCGAACGCCCACUGAGUCAGGCCAGCUAGCAUCAAGCGUAGGAGAUGUUCGGUCUUUGCUGCGACAAAUUCUGUCUGAUGCUGUCCCCAGGUCAAAACGAUCUGGCAAGAGCCUAAAGAAAGGGCCUGAUGACCCAUACCUCACCAAAAUGGUCAACGAAAUCCUACAAGAAGCGCACUUGGCCUUUGUAGCCUGUUUCCAUGCUUUCUACCCGACCGCGUCUCUUCGCUGGUCGGCCCUGUGUCAUCUACUCGCUGAAAUGGACAGUAGCUCGCACCUUGACAAACUGCUGAGCGCAGUCUUGGCCGCUCUCUGUCAUCCAGCAGUGCGCCUGAGGUCGACUUUUCCAGUUCUAGGCGUUCUAGAGCACACGACUUUGCCGCUUCCCCGAGAGACGGCAACAGGACAAAGCUACUCGUCAGACUCAUCGCCCGAAACCUCUUCGCCAGUGUCGACAGGCUCUUCCUCCACGACCACGGCCAACAAUACGCAGGCAAUCGCAGGGCCUUCUCAGCCAGUCACGCCAGACAAUCCGCAUGGGGUUGCCGUCCGAGGCUCUCCAGAUGCGCACCACUACCCCCUUUUGGUCGAGCACAUGAUUUAUAGAGGCCAGAUGGAGGAGGGCCUUGGCACCAACAGCUGGCAGUUCAAAGAUGUUCUCGAAAAGCUGCUGGACAUUGUGACUGUUCCCAUCAGUCAAGCACUCAACAGGGACAAGGAGUCGUACUCGUCAGAACUGACUCAUCACUGCUGUCACCUCAUUGCUAGAGUAAUUGCUGAGCUCGCUUCUCAGUCAAGUGGCUCAGAUGAAGAACUGGAGGGAGCUUGUGGCAGGGUGAUGCACACAACGCCGUGCAGAUUCAUGCGGUGCAACAACUGCAGAUCGUGGAACACCGGCAAUGGAUCUCCAGAUGCUGUUUGCUUCACAGUUGACAGGCCUGGGGUAGCUAUUAUUGGCGUGGGAGUCUAUGGAGGUGGAGGCAUUUACGAAUUUGAACUGGAACUUCUGGAUGACCAGAACAGUGGCACCUCUGACCCAUCGCACUCCCAGCGCUGGAACAGCCUUGAAAUCGCGCGGGGCACCUAUGGUCCCGACGACUGCGUCAGCGACGUGGCUGAAAUCAAGUUUGACAAGCCCGUCGUGAUCAGGGAAGGUGUCAAGUACGCGGUUCGACUGAGAAACCAUGGUGGAAGAACCAACAAUGGUGACGGUGGCCUGAAGAGUGUCAGAGGCCCCGACGGCACCACAUUCACGUUCAGCACGUGCUCCCUGAGCUUCAACGGGACAACUCAGACUAGAGGACAGAUUCCACACAUUCUUUACUAUAGCAGCCCACAGGAUUCAGAGAAUCAGCAAAAUAGCAGAGCUGUGGCCGAAAUGCAGGCCAGAAAGUGCACUCUGGGACUAGCGGGGGCGGUAAUCAAACGAAGCAGCGCCCUGUUGGCAGCCGCCAGGAGUAUCGACUCUGCAAACCUAGAAAUUCUAGCUGGAGCAAACAUAUUUACCACGCUGAUGCCUUUAGUGCUGGCCAAUAUCAGUCCUGUAGCAACCUCAGACCCAAGGAGUGCGGUGCAGGUGCUAGAAAUGAUCCAAGAAAUCCUGCCACACGUCUCAGCCCUGAAUUUAAGCGGCUCAGCGGCGAUGGCCCGCAGCAACGCCUCUCUGGACAGCAGUGGACACCAAGACCUGUCCAACGCGUCGGCCGUGAACACGACCAGCACCACCUCGCUCCACCACGCCAUUGUGGAGAGCGAGCACCCGUACAAGGCCGCGGUCGUUUCUAACUGGAAGGUCGUUUUCCCUGAGAGCGUCAAGUGGCUAACUGUCGAGUUUGACCCUCAAUGCGGAACGGCUCAACCAGAGGACUCGCUGCAGCUGUUCAUCAAACCAACUGGUGAUUGUGGGACGGGAGAGGCACUUGGAGACGACGAGGAUGGCGUGCAGAACUACUGGCCUGUCCUCACCAAAUUCAGCGGUGCCAACAAUUGGCCCCAAAUGGCCAUUGUCCUGCCUGGAAAUGAAAUUUUCUUCUCCCUUGAGACUGCCUCUGAUUACGUUCAAGAUGAAAAAGCCAACAAUUAUGGCUUUCGGUGCCUAGUUGUCGGCUAUGAAUGGCCCCAUGCACCGGCUGAUGGUCUGCGCCAUUUGGAAUGUGAACUUGCUUUUCUCGGCGGAAUGUGCGCAGCCUCACUGAUGAAAAAGGACUUGCAAUUGCCACCGGCGUCUGUCGAAGAAGUGGACGAAGAUGUUGAGGCGGUGGAAGAAGUUGCGCAACAGGUCUUCCAGCAGAACAGCACACUUCUUGGCAAAGGCUUUGCCCUUGCCAGUCCGCCAACAAUUGGCCAAGCUCUACAAGGCGUGCUACCAUUUAGUUACCAGUCGAUCGAGCGUCAGUUCUUGCGCGACUUGGUGCAAUGCACCCCAGGGACGAGCGGAGGACGGCUUGCCAGGUGGCUGCAGCCCGAGUCGUUCGUCGAGCCGCGACGCUGCGAGGUGCUCUACUCCAAGGACGACAUGCGCUGCGGCUGGCCCGCCAUCGUCACCAUCCUCAGCAAGGACCAGUACGGACACCUGGUCAACGCACCUAACCUCAAAAUCGAGGUUAAGGCAAGCCCCAUCGACAAAGGAGACAUCGGCCUGGAGACGACCACAAACGGAUCGGCAGCGGUCAACCGCAGGUCCCGCCGAUUCAGCAUGCCCGACGCGCUCUCCUUUGGAGGGCAUCCCCAACCCUCGCUUGAAGUCCCAUACGAAGUCACUGUUAAGGAAAAAAUGCACUACCAUUCCAUCAGUAUUAUGAAGGCCUACGAAAACUACUCUUUUGAGGAGCUGAGGUUCAUGUCUCCAACCUUACGGAGGACGAGCGAAAACAUGUUGGUCCGCCCAAACGGAGACGGCACCUACAGUGCGACUUGGACGCCAGCGAGCACGGGAUGGUAUAUGGUGCUGGUCACCGUCGACGGAUACCCCUUGGAAGAGGCAUAUCGGGUGGAAGUGAAAGACGCCCCGCAGGGCAUCGCACCCCCUACAACCACUGUGAUAAAAAAGACUCCAAAUCAACCAAGUAGACUGAGGAAAUAUGUGGCCAAGUUUUCGGCUGGUCUCAGAAUUCGGUCGCAUCCUUCUCUGCAGAGUGAACACAUCGGAACUGUUGGUGUUAAUGGCAUAAUCAGCUUUGUAGAUGAGAUUCACAACGAUGACGGUGUUUGGGUGCGCCUGGGCAAUGACUCAAUGCGUCAGUACGGCAUCUCAUCAAGCUACCCUGAAGCCUGGUGUCUGCAGUACAACCAGCACCUGGGCAAAACCCUCCUGGUGCCAGUGGAGGAGCCAAAAGUCGUGUCUGAUGAGGGUUUCAGGAAGGUGAGCGUCAAGAAGACGUCCUCAAAUGAGAGCCCGCUGAAGGAGAGGAAGCUGUCGGCGCCAGCCCCAACGGGUGGUCCCGGUUUCUACAAAGUUGUCAAAUGCGGCGCUUCAGGCCACAACAUCAGAAGCAGACCCAGCAUGACCGCGCCACCCGUCGGGAUGCUCGUCGCUGGAAAUCGAGCUAUGAUUGUCGCAGACGAUGUGAACAGUGAAGGCACUUGGGUGCAGUUGGACCACGAAAGCAAGAAGGAGUUUUGCUUUAAUACUGAUGGGGAAGCGUGGUCUCUCGCCGUCAGCAAGGGUGAUGUCGUUUACCUUCAACAUGAAUUGGCCAAUGAUUGCCGGCUUGACAAAACUCCAGGAGACCAUCAUCCGUUCUCCGUGCCUCCGAAAAAAGCCUUUGACUUCACUGCGCAAAACAGAGCAGAUGCCUUUACUUUUGCCCAAAAAGAGCCAGGCUCCGCGAGCUCUGCGGGCAGCAUGACUGGAAAUCCGUUUGUGUUUGGCUCUCUAGAUUCAAAGAAAAAACAAACAGAACCAGAAAUCGCGCCAAAACCCCAAUCUGUUGGCGCUGGAAGGUUCAGCGCCCUUAAUAAGUGGCUCCGAGGAGAAUCCACGCCAACCAUAGUGGACACCAGAGGCUCUCCGCCUGUAAUCCCUCCCCCACCUGGUCCAACUGUCAAACUGGUGACUGGCAUGUCGAGCAAAGACCUUCCUCCGGAGCUGAUGGGAGUCUCGGUGAAAGAUUUAGUCAAGGCGAUCGGUGAGUCUCGGGCCAAUGGCAACGGAGUCACGCCUCCUGGCACCCCACGUAGGCCCAGUCGUAGCUCGAGCCCCAAAGCCCCUUUGCCAGGUACUGCAACAAUUCUCGCGCACCAGGCCAGCAGUAGAAGCUCCAGUCCUGUCCCCAUUCCACCAGCAGGAAAAUUAGACAGCGUUGCCAGCAGCGGCGGAUCCCCAAAAAGCAUUGGAGUUUCCCCAUUAGUUUCAGCGCCAGGCAAUAUGACCACCGCCGAGAGCGGCCGAAGAGGCUCCACUCAGAGCGACACUAGUGCCCUCUUAUCCUCUUUAACUAGAGACCUCUCGCACAGCCCUAGCAACAGCUCCCUGCAAAUGAGGUCUGAGAGUCCAAACAGCCUGCAUGGCCAGCUUGUCGAUCAGACUACUGGCAGUCCAAAACUCACUCAGACCGGCACACAAACUAGUCCAGAUGGCAGUCUGAAAAGUUCUCUUCAUUUCAACGUGGGUGACAGUUUGGGAGCCGCGACGGCAGUCCCGGUUCGGAUUUCUCCAAAGCCGGUGAGGAAAGAGCGGUCCAGCUCAAAAAAUGUCCCAAACUCAAGUAACCGCAGCAGAAGGGCUAACUCACCAAAAGAGCAUCACCACAGAUCUAGAAAUAGAGGAACUAGUCCAGCUCAUCCUUUGGCUAAAGAGCCAGUGAAAGAGGCGAUCGCCCCAUCUGUGGCCGAGUGCUUGCGUGCUGUAUUUGCCGCUUUUCUUUGGCACGAGGGCUUGGUUCAUGACGCCAUGGCCUGCGCCUCCUUCCUUAAAUUCCACCCUGGAUUGCCAAAGCAAGGAGCUUUGGUCAUCACAAGACAGCAGAGCUCACUGAGCUCCAACUUGGACAAGGUCAAGCAGAGACACUCUGUUGAGGUAUCUGCCAGCAACUACCUCCACAUCCAGCCAUCUACGUUGGAAACCUUGACAAGGUGUGCUGCAAACGCCAAUGCAAAUCGCAGGAAAAAGCACGAUUCUGCAGGUGCCAUACGAGAAGAGGAGCCCACGUCUGAGGCAGGAAGCACUGCCGGCGCUGCUGUAACAGUUUUGCCACCCGCCUUGCGGUCGCUGGUGUUGCUGUGGGAAGAAUUGAGCAAGGGAUGCUUGAGGACAAUUCAAAGGCAAGAGGUCAUGCAAUCUCCCAUGACUGCGUCGGUGGUUUUGAGAAGGACUGAAAGCGGCAAGGCAGCGCAGAGCUCAUCAAAUCAGCCUACUAGCUCAAAAGAGAAGAAGGAGGGUGAAAAGAGGGGAAGGAAGAAAAAGGACUGGAGGCCGAUCGGAACGGUGGUCAAGUCGCAGGAAAUUUCAGGCCGACUUCCAGGCUUACCGCAAAGAGAGACUGUGUGUGAACUUUGCGGUGGCUCCUUCCCCCAACCAAUCACAUUCCACAUGAAGAGUUGCCAUCCUGGCUGCGGGGAGAGUGCUGGAGGGAAGGGCUACAACUCAGGUGGCAACUUUUGCGUUGGCUGGGCAGGAAACUGCGGUGAUGGUGGAAUAGUUGGGAGCACUUGGUACUUGAUUUGUGACACGUGCCGUGAGCGCUACCUGAAGCAGCGGAAGCAGCAGAGGAAAGACUCACUUAGCGGGCACAAAAAGUCAAAGAAAAAGGUUACAUCAAAGCUGCUCUCCCCGAUGCUGCUGCAGGAGAGUCACGUGGUCAUGAAGAACAACGCAAUGUUCCUGCUGGAACUAGCGAGCGCGUCUUCAAGAGAUCCGCCGCCAUGCUCGCCGCCUCUGAGGAGGAGCCCCCAUGGAAUGCCUUCCGUCUCCGAGCAGGAGGACGGACCGUUUCCCAGUCUGCCAUCUGGUUUGCCUGGCUUCCAGUGUCUCUCAACUCUUGGAGUCAGUCCUGCUCAGGUCAGACACCUGGCUGAGGAGCACCUGCUGGCUGAAACACUCCGGAAGAACGGGGAAGAGGGCCUUGAUAGAUACCUAGAAGGAAUGGAGUCAAAGAGUGUCCGGCCGGUGUCCGACUGUCCCCUAAGCGACUCUGAGGACAGCCUGAGGGGCCGACCCUUCCAUCGCUCCAUCUCAAUGGGCACCAAAGACUGGCAGAGCGGCCGGCUGGUGCGUAAACGCAACAAUUCGAGCGGCGAACCCAAUGAGGCUGGCAGCUCGCUUCUUUGCCACCCGUCAGCUGCGCUGCAAAAGCUGGUUCCCUUUGACCUGAGCUGCACCCUGUCCACCACGGACGAGAACAACGCCCCCAAACCCCGCUGCGACCUGAUGGAGCGGCCCGUGAUGGAGUUUGUCAUGCAGCAGCACAACCUUGAGAGUCUGCAGCUGGCCAUGAAGCAGGCCAUCAGGAAGGCCGCGUGCAGGGUCUACGCCAUGCAGGCCCUCACCUGGCUCCUAAGAAGUGUCACGCAGCCCACUUGUCUACACGACCUGCUCUGGUGGUUCGUCGCUGCCCUCACUCCCGCAUCCGAGUACAGUGGAGCCAUUGCUGAACAGCCAAUGGACAACGAACUAGGCAGAAUUGGAAAAUUCGAAGACCACGAGUUGCACGCCGUAUGCGAACAUCCAUUGAGCGACCUCGCGGUGGCUGGUGACGCGGUGAGACCUCUACCGUCGGCCUUCCACAGCCUCUUGCAGGCAGUGGCCGACCUGAUGCUGCUCCUGCCCAUGGGAUCCGCUCUGCAGCAAAUGGCAGUCAGGUGCUGGGGCAUUAAGUUCAGGCACUCGGACCACAGCUUCCUCCACAGGAGCCACGUCUUUAGCAAUAUCAGCAAAAUCCUUUCCAGAACUGAAGAGGAGGAGGCGUUUGACGAGAGCCACCACUCGAUCCUCUCUACCACCACCAGUGGGCCUUGUUUUGUCGAGACACUCCGGGACCUGACCGCGAAUGUGGAAAUCAAAGCUUCCAGCCGACAGGCAAUGGUGUUUAGCCUUACUGACUUUUCAACCGAGACGUUCUGGGAGUCGUCAGACGAGGAUAGGAACAAAACAAAAUUCCUGAUGGUCACUUGCGCCAAGAACUCAUGGCCCAAGAUGGUCUACGUGCACAUAGACAACUGCAGGGAUUUGGCCAACAAGGUGUCUAUUAUCUCCUUCCAAUCUGGGCCAAACGCUGAAGAACUCUACAAGUUAACUCAGGUUGACGUCGAAACUCGAUACUCAGGGUGGAUCUCAAGCAUCAUUCCAGAAAACCAUCACAGCGUGAUUAGGAUUGAGCUUAGGGGUCCAGAUAAUACACUCAGGGUCAGGCAGGUUAGAAUCCUUGGUGAUAUUGAAGGUCAGGAGCUCAGCGCCAGGACAACAAAGCACCACAGUGCCCUUUCAAUUCAGCAGAAAAAUUGUGAGGCCGAGACACUCAGGGUUUUCAGAUUGAUCACCUCUCAAGUAUUUGGAAAGCUAAUUCAGGGCGUGGAAAUGGAAGAGGUGGCCGGUGGCGAGGAAGGCGCUGCCGAAGCCGGGGAAAACACCAAGGGAGAGGAGAGCAAUGACUUGAGGGAGCACAUGGUUGGAAUACUCUUCAGCAGGAGCAAACUUACCAACUUGCAGAGACAGGUCUGCCAGCACAUUGUCCAGGCGAUCAGGAGUGAGAGCAGCCGAGUCAAGGAGGAGUGGGAGGCUUUCCUUUGCUCAGCAGGCAGUCAGAUUCAGAGUGUGGCUCCUGGCGAGAAAAUCGUAUCAGACACGUACUGCUUCGAAAUGCUGUCCAUGAUGCUGGCGCUGAGCGGCUCAACGGUCGGCAGAGCCUACCUCUCUCAGCAAACCGUACUUCUGAAGGAUCUCCUGAGUCUACUGCAUACUGGCUCUGCCAGGGUCCAGAGACAGGUAACAUCACUGCUGCGGAGAAUGCUACCUGAAGUCCCCCCUCAGCAUUUAGCAGCUGUUCUCGGCGUGGAGCGACUCCCACCUGCAGACUUCAGCAUCGUGACAGCUUCAAACAAAAAUGGAGUUGCUGAAAACGAGUUUGACAUGCACAAAAUGGGCAUUUUGGAUGUUUUCCUGAGCGUUAUCGCUAAGUCACUGACCGUGCAGGUCAGGGUGAAGGGCGGCGGCAAGGAGACGCAGGCCAAGGGCACCAGCACCGCGUCCCUAGCCACCUCGAUCAAGUCAGCGCCGAGCCAGGGCCGCUGGUGGAUGCGCGGCUGCAACUCUAGGAAGCUCAGCGAGGGCAUCAUCAGUCUGCUCAAGGACAUGGCAGCCGGGAAGCUGUCCGAGGCGUGGGCAGACGUGACGAAAGGCGCCGUGGCGGAAAACAUCCUAAACCUAACAAAACUGCCGGAGUCGUCGAGAUCUCCCCAACAGUGCCUUGCAUCGCCUACGUUGUGGCUAGCGCUCGCCUCACUCUGCGUGCUGGACGCUGACCACGUCGAGAGACUCUCCUCUGGCCAGUGGAGCGCAGCCGAGGGACAGCCCACCGUUCCAAGGCCAACGUGCAGCAACCACGACGACGGCGACACGGCGGCGAUCAUCCAGUGCAACGCGUGCGGCAACCUGUGCGCUGAGUGCGACCGCGUGCUGCAUCUGCACCGUCGGACGCGGCUGCACCAGCGGCAGGUGUGCAAGGAAGAGGAGGAGGCAAUCAAGGUGGACCUGCACGAGGGGUGCGGACGGACGAAGCUGUUCUGGCUGCUUGCACUGGCCGACUCGAGCACCCUGAAGGCGUUAGUCGAGUUCCGCGAGCGCGGCACGCGCUCCAAGGCGGCCGCCGCCGGCACCGUGGCCGCCGGCGUGUGUCGCUUCUGCGGCGCCACCGGCUCGUCGGGCCUGCUGGCCAUCGGCAACGUGUGCGCCGACCACGAGUGCCAGGAGCACGCCAAGAACGCGUGCAGCCGGCUGCACGCGUGCGGCCACAUGUGCGGCGGCGUGCAGGCCGAAUCGCCGUGUCUGCCCUGCCUGCACGGCUGCUCCGACGAGCCCAACCUCAAGCAGGACGCCGAUGACAUGUGCAUGAUCUGUUUCACCGACGCGCUCGCCUGCGCACCCGCCGUACAGCUCAAGUGCGGACACGUCUUCCACAUGCACUGCUGCAAGAACGCGCUCGUCAAGCGCUGGGCCGGGCCCAGGAUCACCUUUUCCUUUGCGCACUGCCCUAUUUGUAAGAGCGACGUGGAACACCCAGUUCUGAACAUACUGCUGGCGCCAAUCAGGGAACUGUAUGAGGAUGUGAGACGAAAGGCCCUGAUGCGCCUGGAGUACGAAGGCCUCAACCGGGCCGGCCGGACGCACAAAGAUCCUGCGGCUUACGCCAUGGACAAAUACGCCUACUACGUUUGCUUCAAAUGCAAGAAGGCCUACUACGGCGGGGAAGCCAGGUGCGACGCAGACGCUGGCAUCACCGAAGACUACGACCCCUCGGAGCUUGUUUGCGGUGCGUGCAGCGACGUGUCUAGAGCCCAAAUGUGUCCUAAGCACGGAACCGACUUCUUGGAGUACAAGUGCCGCUACUGCUGCUCCGUGGCCGUUUUCUUCUGCUUUGGCACCACUCACUUCUGCAACGCGUGCCACGACGACUUCCAGCGGGUCACCAACCUGCCCAAACACGAACUCCCCCACUGCCCAGCAGGCCCUAGAGCCAAGCAGCUGGAAGGCGAGGAGUGUCCGCUACACAUCAAGCAUCCCGCUACUGGAGAGGAAUUUGCGCUUGGUUGCGGCGUCUGCAGAAACGCCCACACGUUCUAAACUGUUUUGCUUUUCACGAACAAAUUGAAUAAGUUUCCCCUUUUGUGAAUUUCGCUUCCCAGUACAUUGAUAGUUACGGUAUUACUGUUUUAGCUGUUACUGUUUUAAUUCAGCUGUGAUUAUAAAUAUGUGUUUGCGUCAACGCUUUGAUUAAUACGGAUAAUCUUUGUUUAAGAGAGUGCUUGAUUUCUGCUCUGUUAAUUCGUGCCAAUAGAACAAUGUAGACACGUUUUGAUAAAGCUGAAUAAAUGAUGCCGUUUCGCUUUACAUUCAUACAA
Molecule: messenger RNA, 14536 nt
Organism: Cloeon dipterum
Lineage: Eukaryota; Metazoa; Arthropoda; Insecta; Ephemeroptera; Baetidae
Gene: hiw
Product: highwire
Exons: 56
Coding region: 141-14258 (4705 amino acids)
Biological process (GO): regulation of synaptic assembly at neuromuscular junction; axon guidance
Cellular component (GO): nucleus; plasma membrane
Molecular function (GO): ubiquitin protein ligase activity
Source: RefSeq, a predicted model, not a curated record